Molecule: messenger RNA, 2085 nt
Organism: Myotis myotis
Lineage: Eukaryota; Metazoa; Chordata; Mammalia; Chiroptera; Vespertilionidae
Gene: MFSD6L
Product: major facilitator superfamily domain containing 6 like
Exons: 1
Coding region: 172-1935 (587 amino acids)
Cellular component (GO): membrane
Source: RefSeq, a predicted model, not a curated record
CCGGGUGGGAGGCCGGACACAGGGGCGGGGGCGGCCGUUGACCAGGUGACGGGGCUCAGAGCGAAGCCGGAGGCGGGGUCCGCUCACCUCGGCGCGAGCCUCCCUCGGGUCCCGCCUCCGCCCGCGCAGCUCCCCUCCCUCCGCGGCCUGGGUCCCCGGCGCCGGGCAGCCAUGAGCGCCAACCCCCAGUGGGACAUCCGCCGGGCGCUGGGAGUGGCCGGGCUCUUCCGCGUGGUGUGCGGGGUCCGGGAGGCCGCCGUGAGCCCGUUCCUGACCCUCUACCUGAGGCAGCUGGGUCUGGCCGCGCCCUGGGUGGGCGUCCUGAUGGGGACCAGGCACCUGGUCGCCGCCUUCUGGGCUCCCUUCUGCGCCUGCCUGGCCCGGAGCCACCCGAGGAGGAGGGCGCUGCUGGUCGGGUCGCUGCUGGGCUCGGCCGGAGCCAGCCUGCUGGUGCUGCUGGUGCCGCCGCUGGACGCAGACCUGGGGCCCCGCUCCUGCCACGCCGGCCCCAGCCUGACCCCCGCACUGGCGGUGAACGUCACCCUGACCCAGGAGCGCGGCUCGAGCCUCCCAGCCGAGAGCGGUGCUGAGAUCAGCCACGCCUCCAGCUUCAGGAAAGGACUGGUGGAAAGUGCCCAAGAACCUUCCUGGCAUCUGCCCAGAAGCUUGGUGGGCUCCGGGGAAGGAGCCCGGACCGCACCCGAAGUCCUCCAUCCUGUCGCUGCAGGGAGGGAAGAGGCGCCCUGGGAAGAAGGUGCCUUGAAGGUGGUCAGCACCGCCCUCCCUUCGCUGGCCGGGGGUACAGCGCUGGCGAGUCCAGCCAACGUGUCCGUGACCCAGGGGGACUCGGGGACCCUGGGCCUGUCCCCGGAAGGGUUGCUGCGGAGUUUCCUUCCCUGCUUGGUGUCCUUGGUGUUCUGGGAGCUGCUGGCGGCCCCUCUGGAGCAGGUGGCGGACGACAGCCUGUUUGAGUACCUGGAUGUUGUGGACGCCACCGACCGGCACAGAACCCUUUGGGCCUGGAAGCUGCUGGGCACGGCGGCGGGCGUGUGCGGCAUCGCGGCCUUGGUGGAGCAGCUGGACUGCUCCCUGAAGGCCAGCGGCCCCCGGGGGGUGGUGUACUUCUACGGCUACGCCCUGGUCAGCGUCCUGGCUCUGCCGGUCAGCACUGUUUUCCCCGUGCCCCUGUGCAGGCGGCGGGAGCCCAGCUGCAAAACCAGCAAAGCGCUGUCUCUGGUGGAGGGCGACCCCCGCCUCCUCCUCCUGGCCAUCACUGUCUUUCUGGUCGGAGCCGUCACCAGCACCACCCAGAACUUUCUGUUCUGGCACAUGCAGGACCACGGCAGCAGCGAGCUGGUGAUGGGCUUCUCCGUGGCCCUGGGCUUGCUGGGGGAGGUUCUCCUCCACCCGUUCAGGGCCACGUUGCUUAGGAAACUGUCCAGGCUGGGAACCCUAGGGCUGGGGCUGGGCUGCCUCUCGGGGCAGCUCCUGUACUACUCGCUCCUCUGGAGCUGGUGGUCCGUCCUCCCUGCGCAGGUCUUGAGUGCCGUCAGCCACGGGGCUCUGUGGUGGGCGGUGGGCGCCUCCCUAGAGGACCUGGCCACCCCCGGAAUGGAGAGACCUCUGAGUGCCAUGUUCCGGGGCCACUUUUAUGGGGGCGGGGCCAGCCUGGGCAGCUUCGUGGGCGGCUUCGUGGCGAGGCACUUCAGCCUGGCGGUGCUCUACCAGGCCGGCUGCGUCGUCCUGGGGCUCUGGCUGGCCCUCUUCCUGUCCGUCCGGCCCAGGCUGCCCCAGGAGCCGCGAGUCAGCUACUCGAAGCUGCUGGUCGUGGAGGCAAGUGACACGAGCGACUCGGAGCAGGGGACCGAACGGGACUGUCUUGUGAAGGCCAGUCUGGGAAGGAGCCACAGGACUGGACAGAACUCGGCCUGCUGAGGACAGAGUCCCCGAGUCCUGCCCGGGGCUCCACGGCCUCGGGGGAGAGAGGGCACGUCGAUGCGGAAGCCCCACAGGUUCCUCUCCUUGUCGGAUUGCAGCUCAAUUUUGUAAAAAGUCAUGGAGGAAAGAAAACAUUUGCUAAAAAAA